GACGUCCCGUCGGUACCGCAAGAUGGCGGCGCCCAUGUUGGUGCCCGAGCCCCCCCUGGGGAAGCCGAGCCAUCAAAAGUACAGAGCUAUUCUGAAGAAGGAGAAGAGGAAAAAAAAGCGGCAGGCUCUUGCCAAACUAAGGGACUCAGAAGCUGCAGAAAAAGAUGAAUCUGUGUCUGAGGAGGAAGAGGAGGAAGUGGAAGAAGAGGAGGAAGAAGAGGAAGAAAAAAAACUUGAGGCAGAAAGACAAAAACUACAUGAGCAGUGGUUGCUGAGAGAAGAAAAGGCCCAAGAAGAGUUCAAGCUAAAGAAAGAAAAAGAAGAGGCUGCAAGAAAGCGUCAAGAGGAAGAAGAGAGGAAAAUCAAAGAAGAAUGGGAAGAGCAGCAGAGAAAAGAGAGAGAAGUGGCACAGCUGAAGCAACAGGAGAAGAGAGAGAGAGAGGCAGCUGUGCAGAGGAUGCUGGAUCAAGCUGAAAGCCAGCUGGAGAAUGGUGUGAGCUGGCAUAACCCAGAGCCCCCAGAGAAUCUGGGAACAGAGAAGGAUAGAGCAAAUUGCCCAUUUUACAUUAAAACAGGUUCCUGCCGAUUUGGAGACAGGUGCUCUCGCAAGCAUAACUACCCCACAUCGAGCAAGACGCUGCUCGUGCGAGGGAUGUUCAUCACUUUUGGCAUGGAGCAGUGCCGCAGAGACGACUACGACACAGAUGCCAGUCUGGAGUACAGUGAUGAGGAGACCUACCAGCAGUUCCUGGAGUUCUACGAGGAUGUGCUCCCCGAGUUUCAGAAUGUGGGGAAGGUGGUUCAAUUCAAGGUCAGUUGCAACUAUGAGCCUCACCUGCGAGGAAAUGUGUACGUCCAGUACCAGUCGGAGAAGGACUGUCAGGCAGCUCUGGCUCUGUUCAGUGGACGAUGGUAUGCAGGCAGACAGCUUCACUGUGAAUUCUGUCCUGUGACGAGGUGGAAGACUGCCAUAUGUGGCUUGUUUGAAAGGCAGAAGUGUCCAAGAGGGAAACACUGCAACUUUCUUCAUGUAUUCAAAAAUCCAAACAACGAGUUUUGGGAGGCCAACAGAGACAUACGUAUUUCUCCUGAACGGACUCAUCAGUUGUCUAAAAACUCUGAGAGGAGAAACCGAUCGAGCCAUCGUGACGACUAUUACAGCCGGUCCAGGAGAAGGGGCAGCCCGAGCCCAGAGCAUUCCUACCGCAGAAAUGGGGAAUCAGAGAGGAAAAAGAGUCGCCGCAAAAACAAGAGGCGGCGCCGGUCGGGGAGGUCGAGGAGUCGAGAGAGGAGGAGGUCCCACAGCAGGGGCAGGAAGAGGAGAGGCCGCAGCCGCAGUCGCAGCAGGAGUCACAGUCGGACACGCAGCAGGAGCAGAAGCAGGAGCUCCUCUCGAUCCAGGAGCAGGGGUAAAAAGAGAUCAAGCAGCAGAGGAAAAAAUAGUGAAACUCCCAAAACAAAGUGAGAAUUACUUUCAGAAAUCACUAAUUGGUAAAAAUAGAGCUGACAAAGAAAUCUUCCCAAUAGGGCACCAUAUAUAUAUGAAUUUUAAAUAAAGUGUUCUUGCACAUUAAAA
Onychostruthus taczanowskii (white-rumped snowfinch) is the source of this 1576-nucleotide messenger RNA. It is a transcript of the gene ZRSR2, whose product is annotated as zinc finger CCCH-type, RNA binding motif and serine/arginine rich 2. Gene Ontology annotation, cellular component: U2AF complex; spliceosomal complex. Lineage: Eukaryota; Metazoa; Chordata; Aves; Passeriformes; Passeridae. Gene Ontology annotation, molecular function: metal ion binding; pre-mRNA 3'-splice site binding. Gene Ontology annotation, biological process: mRNA splicing, via spliceosome. The coding region runs from base 23 to 1465 and encodes 480 amino acids. The transcript has 11 exons. The record is from RefSeq and is a predicted model, not a curated record.